Molecule: messenger RNA, 2860 nt
Organism: Phodopus roborovskii (desert hamster)
Lineage: Eukaryota; Metazoa; Chordata; Mammalia; Rodentia; Cricetidae
Product: teneurin-1-like
Exons: 16
Coding region: 86-2860 (924 amino acids)
Biological process (GO): neuron development; heterophilic cell-cell adhesion; signal transduction
Cellular component (GO): neuron projection; membrane
Molecular function (GO): cell adhesion molecule binding; protein homodimerization activity; protein heterodimerization activity
Source: RefSeq, a predicted model, not a curated record
AUCUUCUGGAUCUAACAAGGACUGCUUUCAUUAAAGAAAAACCUUCCUUAUCCUUUUUCAUGAAACUGAGCUUGCUUAAUCAGAGAUGGAGCAAACAGACUGCAAACCUUAUCAGCCUCUGUCCAAAGUCAAGCAUGAAAUGGAUCUAGCUUAUACCAGUUCUUCUGAUGAGAGCGAAGAUGGAAGAAAACCAAGACAGUCAUUCAACUCCAGAGAAACUCUGCAUGAGUAUAACCAAGAACUGAGGAGGAAUUACAAUAGCCAGAGUAGAAAGAGGAAAGAAGUGGAGAAAUCUACUCAAGAGAUAGAAUUCUGUGAAACACCUCCUACUUUGUGCUCUGGCUAUCAGACAGACAUGCACAGUGUUUCUCGGCAUGGCUACCAGCUAGAGAUGGGGUCUGAUGUGGACACAGAGACAGAAGGUGCUGCGUCACCUGACCAUGCGCUCAGAAUGUGGAUAAGAGGCAUGAAGUCAGAGCAUAGUUCCUGUCUGUCCAGCAGGGCGAACUCUGCAUUGUCCUUGACUGACACUGACCAUGAACGGAAGUCUGAUGGGGAAAAUGGUUUUAAAUUCUCUCCUGUUUGUUGUGACAUGGAGGCUCCAGCUGGUUCUACUCAAGACAUGCAAAGCAGCCCACACAACCAGUUCACCUUCAGACCGCUCCCACCACCACCACCUCCUCCGCAUGCCUGCACCUGUGCCAGGAAGCCACCUCCCACAGUGGACUCUCUUCAGAGAAGAUCAAUGACUACCCGCAGUCAGCCCAGCCCAGCUGCUCCUGCUCCUCCAACCAGCACACAGGAUUCAGUUCAUCUGCAUAACAGCUGGGUCUUGAACAGCAACAUACCACUGGAAACCAGGCAUUUCCUGUUCAAGCAUGGAUCUGGUUCCUCUGCUAUCUUCAGUGCAGCCAGUCAGAACUACCCUCUGACAUCCAAUACUGUCUACUCACCACCUCCCAGGCCGCUGCCUAGGAGCACCUUUUCUCGACCUGCCUUCACUUUUAACAAACCAUAUAGAUGUUGCAAUUGGAAGUGCACAGCCUUGAGCGCUACUGCAAUCACAGUGACUUUGGCCUUGUUGCUAGCCUAUGUAAUUGCAGUACACUUGUUUGGCCUGACCUGGCAGUUGCAACCAGUUGGACAGAUCUAUGCGAAUGGAAUUAGCAAUGGGAACACAGGGACCGAGUCCAUGGAUACUACUUACUCUCCCAUUGGAGGAAAAGUUUCUGACAAAUCAGAGAAAAAAGUGUUUCAGAAGGGACGAGCAAUUGAUACUGGAGAAGUUGACAUCGGAGCACAGGUCAUGCAGACUAUUCCACCGGGCUUAUUCUGGCGUUUCCAGAUUACUAUCCACCAUCCUAUAUAUCUGAAAUUCAAUAUUUCUUUAGCCAAGGACUCUCUUCUGGGAAUUUAUGGCAGAAGAAACAUUCCACCUACACACACUCAGUUCGACUUUGUGAAAUUAAUGGAUGGCAAACAACUGGUAAAGCAGGACUCUAAGAGCUCUGAUGAUAUCCAGCACUCUCCAAGAAACCUGAUCUUAACAUCUCUGCAGGAGACAGGCUUCAUAGAAUAUAUGGACCAAGGACCUUGGUAUUUGGCAUUUUACAAUGAUGGAAAAAAGAUGGAGCAAGUGUUUGUGCUAACUACAGCAAUUGAAAUAAUGGAUGACUGCUCAACCAACUGUAAUGGAAAUGGAGAGUGUAUCUCUGGACAUUGCCACUGUUUUCCAGGAUUCCUUGGACCUGACUGUGCUAGAGAUUCAUGCCCAGUGCUCUGUGGCGGAAAUGGAGAGUAUGAGAAAGGCCACUGUGUCUGCAGGAAUGGCUGGAAAGGACCUGAGUGUGAUGUUCCAGAAGAACAAUGCAUUGACCCAACGUGCUUUGGCCAUGGCACCUGCAUCAUGGGAGUUUGCAUUUGUGUUCCGGGAUACAAAGGAGAAAUAUGUGAGGAAGAGGAUUGCUUAGACCCAAUGUGUUCCAGCCAUGGCAUCUGUGUCAAAGGAGAAUGUCAUUGUUCUACUGGCUGGGGAGGAGUCAACUGUGAAACUCCACUUCCUAUAUGUCAAGAGCAGUGCUCAGGACACGGAACUUUUCUUCUGGACACUGGAGUUUGCAGCUGUGAUCCCAAGUGGACAGGAUCUGACUGCUCAACAGAGCUCUGUACCAUGGAGUGUGGUAGCCAUGGGGUCUGCUCAAGGGGAAUAUGCCAAUGUGAAGAAGGCUGGGUAGGACCAACAUGUGAGGAACGCUCCUGUCACUCUCACUGUGCUGAGCAUGGUCAGUGCAAAGAUGGAAAAUGUGAGUGUAGCCCUGGAUGGGAGGGCGACCACUGCACAAUUGCUCACUACUUAGAUGCUGUUCGAGAUGGCUGUCCAGGGCUCUGCUUUGGAAAUGGACGGUGUACCCUGGAUCAAAAUGGUUGGCACUGUGUGUGUCAGGUUGGUUGGAGUGGGACAGGCUGCAACAUUGUCAUGGAAAUGCUUUGUGGAGACAACUUGGACAAUGAUGGAGAUGGUUUGACUGACUGUGUGGACCCAGAUUGUUGUCAGCAAAGCAACUGUUAUGUAAGCCCACUCUGUCAGGGCUCACCAGAUCCUCUUGACCUCAUUCAACAAAGCCAGCCCCUCUUCUCUCAGCACACUUCAAGACUCUUCUAUGAUCGAAUCAAAUUUCUUAUUGGCAAGGACAGUACUCAUGUCAUCCCUCAAGAGUUCUCAUUUGACAGCAGGUAUAUCAAAAUUUAUUUUGUCCUUACUAAAAGUGCUCAUGAUUUUUCCUUCAGAAUGAAAGAAAAUUGUCCUCUAAAGAUCAAGUGGUUUCUCAUCUCUUCAAACAUUAUUGCAUCUUUUUUAUGA